GGUCUCUAACUUGUCAUUCCUCAAACGACCUUAAAAACAAGGGACGACGUUCACUUUUUUUAUGCAGGGAAAACGAAACUUUGUCAGCAUGAUCGAUCUGGGGAUUCCCUCCUUUUUUUUUUUUGGAGGGUUAGGGGGUGGAUGGGAGGUGGAGUGGUGGGUUCUCCCUGUGUGUGUUUUACGUCCAUUAGUUCGUCCUUUUGGGGCUUCUUUUAUCCCUGCUAUAGCCCCUGGCAGCACGGCCACAACGGCUGCUGUUACAGGAUCACGAGCCUUCCGCUGUCGUGAUGUGGGUGUCGUGUGGCUCGUCGUGCAGGCGCAGAUGAGGUGGUACGGAGUCAGGUUGUGCGGUGUAGCAUCCAGAUCGUGUGCCGGCGGUGAUGGUGGAGUGGUUGUGUGAUGUGGCGUUCAGAGGCCAGCACUCCAUGUGAUAUUGGAGUCGCCAUCGCGAAUGUCAGCUUCUGCGCUGUUUGAGGGGUUGGCUUAGUUUGUUUACAGGUUUUGUAGUCUGCUUAUUCCUCCUUGGCCAUUGUGUUGCUAAAUAUAAUAGCGAGUGUAUAGGAGUAAGAAGUAUGUUAACAUACAUAAGAUUUUUAAAGUAAAAUUUAGUGUAAAAUUUAAUUUUAAAAUCAUAGACUCUGAAGACUAUUUGAGAAUAAAAGCAAUAAUGUUAAAAACAAGAAUAUUAAGGAAGAUAUAAAGAAAGGAUCUUUUCUUAUUUGUGUGUUUGUCUGAGUAUAUAUGUUCUCCUCAUCCCUUAUUCCUGUAAAAUCUGUCUUUCCUUCCUUCCUGUAGCCUUGAUCCGUUAGUCGCAGAUGAAGACCUUGAAAGUGUUUAGUUGACGUGGAGACCCUAAAAGAUUCCUCGGGGACAGCUCAUCCACAUGACACCUUAUCUCUCCUCCGUUGCACGUGCAGGCCUGAGAGCAAAUAGUUCUGUCAAUUUACGGCCUAUGUUUGGGCUGUCAUGUCAUGUCAUGGGGCGACAGGCAUGCAGACCGUAUGAACGCAGUCCAGCCCGGAAGUAAGGGGCGACCAGCGCGAUGCUCAGUAGCAAACGCGAUUAACGCAGAUGGGUGGGUGGAUGUUCGUGGAGCGAAGCCCAACACUUUAGAUUCAUUAACCAUCAAUCACCUAGAGUGAGCUGCAUUGAAUUUAGUUUGCUUACCAAGACAGUUUUGUGUUUAUUAAAUUAUUGCCACCGCCCACUCAAUAAAGAUUCUGAGGGGCAAGAAUAUCUGGACCAACGCUUGAGACAUGGUUCUUCACAAAGUACAAAAGCGGUAUAAGGACCGAGAGGGAGGGAGAGAAAUGACAAAACCUUUAUUUACAAGGGUAACAACAGAAUAAGAAAAAAUAGGGUAUUUUUUUUACAUUGGUCUAAAGAAAGUAAACACUACGACAAAACAAAGGUAUUAAUCAAAGAAGACAUGGGGUUUGGGCACACUGACUUGCAAAUCUUAAAUAUCAUUAAUAUGAUUAUAAAGUUAUUUUUAUAAAAUUAUUUUAUAAAGUUACAUAAUUUCUUGUGAUUGCGAUAACCGGAUGAGUAAUUUUUCAGUGAGUUUGGUUUCUUGUUAAGUGUUGCUUUGUCGUUUAAUGGGUACACUCCCGCAACUCCUGUUUUUCGUAAUGUGCGAAUGCGAGGUCUUUCGCUGUCACCAUCGAGCUUGUCCUCCUUCACCCAACCACCCCCACAACCCAAGCAUCUUCCUACGCCACUAAGGUGGUCGGGGAGACUGAAACUUCAUUUAUAAAAAGAAAAGAUAACCCAAGCUUCAUCUUGAAAAUAAAACAAAUCAAGUUCCGGUUAAUGUAAUCAUGUUUCCGUAGUUAGUGCUUAGGUUUGAAAAUCCCUAACAUUUUAUUGGUGAGAAACCCUGUUUCGUGGUAGUGUGGCGCUGUGAGAACAGGAUUUAGAGACAUGGUGUAGAUGUCAUGAUAAGUUUCCGCAGGACGGGUGAGUGCAACAAGAUUUCGAAGAUCAAAUAGCACUAGUCCACCGGCAAGAUCAAGAAGCCUUUCAAUACUGGUGGAUCAAAUAAAACAAGAAAUAGGCCAGAAAAUUGAACCAACGCAGUGAAAAGCUGGGCGAGUACCUGCUGUGUGCUAAGCUGCAUGGGAACACACGUCAUUCGUCUUUUUACCUCUCCCAGACCUCUCGUUUCAGCUAGAUGCCGAUGAUGAUUACGAUAUAUAUAUAUUUACUUCGCCUUUGAUGUAAUUGAAGUACACAGAGAAAGGCACUGACUGUCAUAGCUAUCACAUUGAAAGAAAAGUUCUCUCUGAGUCAAGAUCCGAACCCACGACAUCCGAUUCUUACUGUUGUGAUAGGCGCUUUAACCACCGAACCUGCCCAUCUCGCCUUUCUCUCAUUUUCUCUCACGUGUGUGUGUGUGAGUAUAUAUCUGCAUAUGAACUUGAACAUGCUUUUUUAAGAUGUUGACCCUGAGGGAAGCAGCCGUAUUCGCCAAGAUUGUACCAGAGACCUUGCUAGACCGGAUGCACUCUUGUGACAACUGCACCAGACUUGAGGCCGAAUGCAUAUUACGAGAGAAGAAUAAAGCACCUGGGCUUUUGUGGUGGUGUCCUGUCUGACGUAAAUCACUUUGUGCUUAAGGCCGGCGUAGAGCAGUUGUUUGUGUGUCUAUUGAUUAAUCGCAACUGUGCCGCAAGGUGUUGCACGUUGCGUCUCCGACACCACAGGCGGAACGGCGCAGUCAAUGGCAAGACAGUGUUUGGGGAUCUUGCUUUUCCUCCACCUUUCUCUUGAAUGGUCUUUGCUGGUGGCGCGCCUUGCCUGUUGGACUUGUGGGCGUGUACAAUGCAGUUCGAUUCGAAUGAUUCGUGCGAUGCGAAGAUCAAGAAGGAACAGAAGCGGCGCCCCAAGCCACGUGACGGCUCCCAGCUGUUCUGCAGGGUGUGCGGCGACAAGGCCCUGGGCUACAACUUCGACGCCGUCACCUGCGAGUCCUGCAAGGCCUUCUUCCGGCGAAAUGCCAACAAAGCCAAGAGUUUCACUUGCUGUUUUGAUGGAAACUGUAAACUUGACCCUCACACUCGGAAAUUUUGCUCAGGAUGUCGUCUCAAAAAAUGUUUCACAAUUGGUAUGAAGAAAGACUGGAUUCUGAAUGAUGAACAGCUUGCCAAACGGCGGCAGAGAUUGCGGGCAAGGACAGCCACCUGCAGCAGCAGUUCCUGUGAACAGGAGUCUCCUAGCAGUACUGGCGAAAUCAGCUCCCAGGGUUCACACAUAUCAGAAGAGACAUACAGUCCUCCUCCUGCCCCUGCCUUAUCUGGCUCACCUGAACUCCCAGUCAAGGAAGAACCACCUGAUGAAGAGAACUACACAAUACCACUGAGGGACGACAUCCGUGAAAAUCUCACCCAGAUGCAGAAGACUUAUGAUGAGAUUUUUGAGGCCACCUACUCACCUGAGCAAGUGGGAACUGUCAUAAAGGAAAACCCAUCAUCCUCCACAGAUCUCUUCAACAUGACAGACAUCUUUAUACGCCGUCUGAUCAAGUUUGCAAAAUGCAUUCCAGAGUUCAAAUCUCUGAAGCAAGAAGACCAGAUUCACUUACUGAAGGGUGGAAUUAUGGAGAUGUUUGUCCUGCGCUCUGCAAUGGCCUUUGAUGCACGUAGCAGUGCGUGGAAGUUCCGCAUGCAGUCUCAGCAAAGAACGGAUGUGAGCGCAAUAGACAGUCAUGUAAUCCAGAAAAAUCUUGGCAGCAACAUGUAUUUAGAACACAUGCGGUUCGUACAGAGCAUCCAUGAACUGACCCGCAGUGACCGCAUUGUCUUGAUGCUGCUGUUUGUGAUUGAUCUCAUGUCUUCAGAUCGGCCCAAUCUUAGCAACCAGGUGGUAGUGUCCAAGGCACAGGAAAAGUUCUCUAUGUGGUUAAAAGCUUACUUGGAAUCUAUCUUAACUGUGGGUGAAGCUCGGCAUGUAUACCCAAAAUUGCUCAUGAAGCUACUGGACGUUCGCAAUCUCGGAGAGGAGAGUUCACAACUAGCUGCUAAGCUAGACAUUUCCAAGCUGGAACCACUUCUAGUUGAGAUCUUUGAUCUCAAGCAGUAACUGUUGGACUUAGUAUUGUGUAGGCAAAAGAAACCUUUCUGGUUGUGAUGGGAUAUGACUGUUUUGGAAUACCAGGUGAAAUCAUGACUAUUGCUUCUGACCUGGUGCUUCAAAAUGAGCAACUUCGAGGAAGACUCCGGUGAAUUGACGUCUCCAUUUCACGAAGUACUAUGAUGUUUGGAUACUGCGGCUACUUACUGACUGUUCAAGCUAUUCAAGAAGAGACAUGGAAUUCAAAUAGUUCACAUGUCAUCAUUGUACACUAUCAGGUUGUCCUCUUUGAUGCUUUGGAAACCUUACCUGUUUGAAAUUAUUUUUAAGCCAUCAUAUAAGAUUCUUCCCAUCCAUUACAUCUAAGUAAGGAGACAGUGGCAUAAAAAGAACAGUUUUUUUUUUAAUUUGGCUAGAACAUGAACAUGUUUAUAAGUACUAGGUUUUGGUUAUGGUUCUGACAUUUCCUCUUAGCAGGGUUAGCAUGAGCAAUUAAUUUUGUUGAAGUUACUUUUUAGGUUUCAUGUUAUUGAAGAAUUGCAUACUCUACCACACUGUCACAAAUAUACAGCUAAUCAGGAUUUAGGUUGUGAAAAAGUAACACUCUAAAAAUAAAAACUGAUGUAAUGGUGUGACAGGCUAGCAGCUUAGAUGUGCAGUAUAAAACACAACUCAGUGCAUGCUUUUGUGCAAGCUAGGGGACAAAGUUUCUAAAAUGCUUACAUGGCAUUGUUACAACCCCUCAUGAAUUGGAACAGGUCCAUAUUUUUCUAGAGAUAGUAAAUAGAUACAUUUAUAUAAAUUACAGGCAUCACAUACAAAUCUUUAAAAAAAAAAUUCCAAAUUGUGUGGCAGAAAAAGAAGUUUCUCCUUUUCCAACAAAAUUACAAAGUAUUUUUAGACCAAAGGAUAUCUUCAUGAAACUGAUCUUAAACGAUACUUUAGUAUAUUUUUUUAAAGCUCUAUAGUCCUUUGCAUAUAUUUCUGUUAGGAGCUUUUUUCCCCUAAAAAAUUGUAAUUUUCUUGGGUUUCUUCUUUUUGUUUUUUUUUUUUGUUUUUUUUAUAUUUUGUAUUUUUCAUGGUGCUGUUGCAUUGUGAGACACCUGAGCAGUGUGGAUAUGCUAGAAAGAACUUAUUGGUUAGUUCCUCAACUUGGAGUCAAGAAGAGAACUGGUUAAUUUGUGGUGACCAUGCAUUGUGAUAUUACUGCCCAGGGUCCAAAACAAUAAAAAUCAAGCAAUUUUUAAGAACACCUUUAAAUGUAAUUUUUUUUUUUUUGGACACAAUCUACUUGGUGACUGAUUGGAUUAACAAGUUUCGUACCAUUUUGAACUAGUAGAAUCAGCAGAGAAGGGGCUACAACUGUGAUGGCAAGCUUUCCUUGCAUGCUCAUUGUGAUGAAUGUAUCUGUUACCAAUUAUGGCAAGACUGCACACUUGCUACUUUUUUGCCAUGCAAACAGAAAAGAAAAUGAGUGUUUAUUUUGUAAGCAAGUCCUGUCUAAGCUAGUCUAGUGAACUUUGUAAAUGCUGGAAGGGACAUUGUUGGAAAGGCUAGGGGACUGAAGAAAGUAACAUACAAAUAAAAUGAGCCAGAAAGUCUUGUCAAUAAAGCAAGACUAAGGUACAACUAAAAUGAGCAAAACAGGGUUAUCUAAUCUUGUUCCAGAUUUUAGGAGCAUUAGUUGUGCUAGACAAGCCUAUUAUUUUGACUAGAUAAUCCUUCUCUUAAACAGCACCUUCAGUUCCUUCAAGAUUAGCUGUAUUCUUGUGAAACUUAUCUUUUCUACUCAGAGUUCAUUACCUUUCUGUCACUUUUGUCAUAGCGAACAUUAGGAGGAAGUGGGGCCUUGGGCAAAUAGAAUUGCAGGACCUUUGGACACUGGCACAACUUACAUAGCAGGGCAAUAAAAAAUUACGGACUGUCUCAUCCCGACAGUGCACUUGUUAGCGGGGGCCUCUGCUCGCCUCCUAGCGCCAGCUCUGCUUUUGUGCUUUUCUUGUUCAGGUGUAUUUAUGCCUUAUUUAGAGAAGCAGACCAGGUCUGAUGAAAUGAUGAAAGUUGCUGAUCAAUUUUUGGCAUUCAGCCUGUCAGAACCCAGUCUGGCAGUUUUAAAGAUGUUGAUUCUCUGACUAAACAGUAAGAAAAAAAACCCCAAUGUGAAAGCAGCAUUUAGAUAUGUUUCAGUCUAGCUAUUGCUUCAUAUCAUCUGUGAGUUUCACCUUUUUCAUUUGUUGCACCAUUCAUUUGUUCCUGUCAUUUAUUAGUGCUAAGACCAUGACACUGAUGUUGUGGCGGAGUACUAUUCAAAUAUACAUCAUUAUUAAUCUAAAUUUAACUAUUCUGCAAAAAACAGUUUGGGAAAGCAAUAUUUCUUUGUAGUCAUACAUUCUCUUGUUUUCGGGAAUCUUGUGAAUAUUAAGCUGUUUAUUUUAUCUAAUACUUUUAUACUUUCUUCAUCAUCAUCAUCAUCAUCAUCAUCAUCAUCAUGAAAUUGUAAAGUGGCAACUGCCGCCCUUUAGAUGGCUUAAAAUUUCAUUGCUUCUCUUCAGAUGGCAAAAAGAAUGAGUAAUGUAAGAGAGGAUCCAGUUUUCCCACUCUCUUUUUGUUUCUUUAAUUUCAUAGAAAUCCAGAUGACGUGUUUGGUAGGUAUAGACAUAGCCUGACAACCAAAAACAUACAAAAGAAAGUUCUGUACAUCAAAUAGGAUAAUAAUAGUAAAGUGCUCAUGAGCAGAAAUACAAAGACUGCAGAUUGAUAUGUCAUGUUCAGUUUAAAUUUAAAAUACCACCUAGAUUUUUAACACUGCAAUCUCCUGCUGAAAUUUUGUUACAGGGCACUUAAAGCUUAAAGAUUUCAUGUGAUGAAGGUUCAUGCAGUUGUGUCACUGUUGCAUCAAUUCUAUGAUUUCUCCAGCACAACCAUUGUUACAAACAUUGUUGGUAUACUGUAAAGUAGUCUGCAGAAGUGGCCAUCUUUCCAUGGUGUGCAUGCUGGAAUAACUUCAGCCACUCAAAACAAUAUCAUAAAAUGAUAAAAGAUUGAGAAAUAUAAUAUUUUGUGUAAGAAGUCAUAUAUUUGCUUUACAGUACACUGGACGAUUUCCUAUAUUUUAUGCAUGUGUAUCCCGGUGUCUGGGAAUAGCUGUUCAUUAUAUUGGUGUACAUUUAUAUGAAAGAGAUAAGAGACAGAUUUGUCCAUUGUUGUUGAGUGUAACCACAGUGUUACGGUGUGAUGUGCAUGGAGUGGGGCUUGUUCAGGAAUGGUGGACUUGCAUGGACUUGCAGUUGUAACCCACCUAUUGUAGACAGGUGUCAGUAUACUUUGUCUGCAGCUGACUUUGCUCAAGUUUUGUUCUAGAAUGGCUGGAGUGAGUGCGGGGGUCAUGUUUUCUUCCAUGUUCCUUUGCCACUUCCCCUUAAUUUUCUAAUUCUUUUGGUCCAUUUUGUUGUCAUAAAGAUAGACUUUGGAUCCUAAGACCUCGUUGUUUUUCUGUUACAACACUUUACAGAUGCUUCCCAGACUAGCUGUUUUCCUCUCUCUCUCUCUGUCAUUUUUACACAUUUAUUUGCUUUUUAUAUAAAUAUGGCCCUGUUGGUGAUUCAAGAUCAUUUAAUAUGUUGAUUUCCCUUUCUUUCACUUCUUUCUCUCCUCUUUGAUACCAAAUAGUAUUUUAAGUAAUUAGUAGUUUUUUAGUAGGGAUUUGAUUUUUUUCCCCUCAUAUUGAUGUGUACUUUUCACAUUAAUUCUUUUUGUACUGUCUCUGUAUCGACUUUUUGUUAUUAUUGGUUUAAUUGGUUAACAUUCAAUCCCCGUGACAAUACCAAAUAUGAAAUUAACAGAUUAUGAUGCUCUAGUGUGUUUGCAGCUAAAGGACAAUGGUUGGAAGUGCCAUAUGAAUGUAACAUUUUAUGUAUGUUUGUGCACAGAUGCUGACCAGGCAAAAGAAGUCAGCUUUUGGCUAGCUUGUAUGUUUGAUCAUCACCAAUUUCUUGCCUUGUGCUUUGUGAUGUUACCAGUGGGUCAGUGCCUGUUCAUCAGCUUUGUGAUGCUUUAUAUUUUCAUUGGAGUCAGCUUUCAUUAUGAGAAUCUCAAUUUAAUGCAUAGUCCAUACCAUCCUCCCCAACCCACCCUCCCUUACGAAGUGUCAUGAAGGUAUGUGGCAUGGACAUUGCUGUGCAAACAUCACUUGUGAUGGAUUUUUUUUUUAAGAGUUUUGUAAAGCCAGUAGCAUUGUACUGUUUUGAAAAAUGAAAAAUUUGCUUUUACUACUGCUUACCUGAUGUAUUUAUAUUUCUGGCAAAACUAUCAAAGAUUCCAGUAUGAUUCAAAAUGUCCCUCACAAUAUUUUUGUUGUCAUUAUUUUGCUAUCAACAUUCCCCCCUCCACCCACUGUCUUUAUUCUUUCCAUUGUAGUAUAAAUCAGGUGGUUCAUAUUUUAUUAAAAAAAGGAAGUUCUGGCUGGCAUUAAAAAAAACUUGCAUGCACUGGCUUUAUUUUUUUAGACAUUCACAUUGAUUUUAUAGUAAAUUUAUUGAGAGAGUGAAGUCAGCUAGCAAUCUUUAAUUUAGUUUAGCAGUUUUUUAGUUUUAUUUUAAAAAGAAAUGAUAAGUUGAGUCAAUCACAAAAAGCUGCCACCUGUCAUAAUUGUGUAUUUCAGUGUUUGGAUAGUCUUGGAUUAUGUUUACAAUAGCUAAGAACCCAGAAGAGUUUUGUCACUAGUGUGGUAGCUAAUAGAGUGAAAGCAAAGGUGAGGGUUUUUUUGUAAUCCAAAUAGUAAUCGGAGACUGUACACACGUUCUUAGUGUGCGCUUUCUCAAAGUUUUUUUUUUAUUGUUUGUUUUGUUUGUUUUUUUCUGAUAUGAAAGAGUGUUUUUGUAAGCAGCACAUACAAAAUUGGUCUCAUCAUUCAUUGUUUUACUAGAAAAACGUUUAAUCAGGAAUAAUAACACCAUCAGAGGUAGAGGAGUUUGGAAGGUCAUUGUGCUAGAAAUUCUUUGUUUUGUCACUGAUGAACUUCAUGCUAAAUAAUAGGUUUAUUAUAAUUUAUACACUUUGUACUAAACACAUCUGCUAAACAAAGACCGCCUAGACUGCAAAACAUUAUGGGGAGAUGUAUUUACUUUGAAACAGUGAGGUACAUGCUAUAGUGUCUUCAUAUUAAGUCUGCAUGCUACUUUUGAAAAAUGCUUUUGCUGAUGGUCUAGGCAAUGUCUGGUAUUGGUGGUAGGAGACAAAUGUUUCUUGCUUGAUAUUUGUUAUAAAAUGACUACCUCCUUUGAAAAUAACCUUCAGUGACUGCUGUUACUAUUAGUGUUUGGUAAAGGCUAGCUAGAUGAUGACCAAUGCAUCAUAAAUACCUGUAGGUAUUUUGGUGUGUCAGUCUUAUUUUGUUGUUCAACGAUUCACUUAGUCAAAGAGAAUGAUUUUACUGCCACCAGGCUCUGGCUGUUUUAGAUGCACUGGGUAUAGUGGUGUGCAGCAAAGAUAUUCACAGAAUUAUAUUUAAGGAUUUGGCCAUUUUUCUGUUCCCAUGUCAGAAGGAACAAAACAAGUGCUAGUAAUAAAGCUGCAUGGAAAUCAAGAGAAUCAGUGAAAUAUCUUCUUCAUGUCAUUCCGCUGUCUGAAGAUGAUAAUAAUAUUGAGGAUUUAUAUAGCAUUUGCCCAAUGAUUUUCUCAGAGCGCUUUACAUAAAUAAUAUACAGACUGAAUCACCAACAGCCAUGCACCCAUAUUUGCAUAUAACGGACAUGCUAACUUCUACUACAGACACAUGCUCAUGCACAAAGUAAAUUACAGACACACAGUAUGCAUGGGACACAGUGAAGUCGCCAUUCUGAAAAGAUGUGUUAUAGAUGAGACUGUUAAUUAUUACAUCUUGCAUUUGCUAGUCAUUUGCUAACAGUCAGCAGUUAGAAAGUUUUCUUUGAGUGUAGAGAUAUGCUUGGUACUUGGUGCAAGAAAAAAGUAAGUUGUUGAAGGGCCUGUGAAUUAAGUAGUUUGCUCUAAAUUCUAGAAAAACAUGUGUUUGGUAAACUGGCUGUUUUGAGCUUAAAAAUGUAAUCAAACAUCAGAGUUACCAAGAGUUAUGUGGGAAGAUAAGAAUGUGGAGGUUGACAAGAGCUCCAUACAUCAGAAAAAAGAUGGAAAGACUAUUAGUUUCAUGGUGUUGCCAGCAUUUAGCACAUGAAUGGAGCUGUUGAUGACACAGAUUCGGGGGGAAAUGUUCUAACAGCUGAAAUUUUCUUUAACACAGUUUAGCAAGAAUCUGGUUUUAUUUCAUAAAACAAAUAAAAUAUUUAAAACACAAACAGUACACUCAACAGCACAAAUAUAUAAUUGUUUUGAAGUGAAGGUCAUAUAUCAGCAGGAGCUUCUGAAGUCAAUUGCGAAAAUGAGAUUAUUGAGACUGCAGGUUUAUGGAUAAAAUUUUCUUAGCUAUCAAGUCUCCGCAAGAAUGCAUCAUCACUGCAGGGAUCGUGUAUUGCAGCUGUUCAGCUUGAGACUUGAAGAAAUAUCAGAAGCUGAUGCUAUCACCAAAUAGGCUUGUUUUUAGAUUGAAAACUCAUAGCAUGAAUUUUUAGUGUCUGUUCAUUCCACACAAUGUGUUUGGCUAAUCAUUCAACUGACAUUCUGAUUCUUCUUGCUCCUUUGGCCUAAUGUUGACUCAGUUUUUAUUGGCUUAACGCAUCUAUGUUAUAAACACCAGGCUGAAUACAUAGAAGAGAAAUGAAGAGGCAGAUGACAAGAUAGUUAAUACUCUGAAUCAUAUUUGACUGCAUAAUAAGGGCCAGUAAAGCUACCCUGGACAUCAAGCUUGAAUUGUAUCCAGGUAAUACCUGGAGCUAAUGUGUUAACACAGUAGUGUUUCAAUGUAAGUGAAGGUACAGAAAUAUAUGCUACAUGUACAUAGGCCAGUGUGAUAGCAGAGGCCAUUUACAUCAGAGUAUUUCACCACCUAGAAAGGCACUUCCUUCAAAUUUAUUUCUUAUAUGUCACAUUUGAGUUAACUAGCUAAUGUCACAACUCUUGUGGCCUUUAGGCCACGGGACCUCUCCUCUACUGUUAUCGAUCUAAUCUCACCUUGCUACAUUGGGCAUUCUUAUCAUCUAAGUAUGUCUAGCUACAUCUGAAAAAGAAUUUAUUUGAAAUUGUAAAACAAUAAAAAUGAAAAUACAAACUAGCAUUUAAAAGUAUUUGCGGUUAUCCGAAAUGUGACCUGCUACAGCGUUUUUAACUUUUGUUAAUGUUGUUCGUAUUACAAAGUUUCAUCCGUAAGAGGCUAAACCAUCUUGUGCCUAGUCAUGCCGGUCAGUUCUUUUCAAGGGAGACAAUUUGGUCUCUCCCCUUCCCCUACAUAAUACAUGCAUGUGAGAAUAGAAAAUCGAGGUAUUUCUUAUUUGCUUGGCUGUAUUCUACAUAUUAACACCUCACAUAUGGGAUUUUGCAGUACGACAUUUAAUGUUUUCAGAUACAUUACUUCUGUAAAUAGUGAUAAUACUCGCCACUAAUUGUAUAGUCAUAGCCUUCAAUCAGGAACAAUAAAUCCAACUCUAUGUUUAUGCUGCUGACUCAUUUUUGCACCAUGCCUCAGGAUAAGUUAUGAAGUUUCUGCUGUUGGGGUAUGAUCAUUUAUUAAUGGGCACCAUUUGAACACAUCAACACAUGAUGAAUGAGUCUAAGAUACAGAGAACUUGCUUUAUCCAAGCACUCUUUCUCAGGAUUCUUCAAAUUGUCUUUGUUUAAUAAGCAGACCUCAGUAUGCUGCUGUGCAGCAUGGUCUGUCCUACCUGCAAGCUCACUCUACUCCUGUUCUUUUUCACUGCUUGGUUUUUUUAUCUUGUUCUUGAGACAUCUCUGAAAAACUUGAUUGUCUCACACCUGGCCAUUCCAUAGGUUGGUGGUCUGUAUGAACUAAAGAUUACAGGCUGCAGUGAUUGGCUGUGUAAGGAUUGAUUGGUAGCUACCUAAGCGAAGCAUGAAUUAGCUAAUAGAUUGAAGAAACCCAUGUGCAGAUCAGGUCAAGGUUGUUGGAGUUCAGAAGUGGAAUAUCUGGAUUGUGUUAUUUUAUUUUGCACAUAUCACAGAGAAUUUUCAUACAUUGAUCAGGGUUGACCAGUAUCCAAAAUUUGACAAAGUGGCACAUGGUUCUGAUAUGUGUGAACAAGAAGGAGCAUCUCGCUGGUCAUCAUUUUCACAGUUCUGAAGAUGUUUUUGAGGCAUCUGGUACAGUUAAAAAUGAUGCAUUAUUCCUCACUUUUUCUUCUGUCCAAACAGUGUGAAAAAGUACACAGACUGUGGUGUCGUAACUUUUCGGUUACAUACAACUAAUAACAUAAGUGUGCUGAUUUCUCUCUUAAACUGUUGUAUAGUUUCGGUGUAUACUGUACUUCAGAGUUACUAUAUGAAAAUGUGGUGUGCCAUAAAUAAUGUACAGAUAUCAAAGCUGUUAAAUGUGCUAACCAGUCAGUCACAGAUCAGCUAUGCCUGUCUUUCAGUUCAGUCUAUUUAGAAAAUACAUAAGGAUUUUUUUCUUGACUGUCUUGCUAUGAGAAUCUUUAUUCCUUGUUGUGGCCUUAUGAAAAUGCAUUACCAGAUUAUCAGGAAAAGAAAGACUUUUGUUGGUAUUAGUUUUGUUAUUUCAUAUUUGUUGAUUUUUUUAAAAGUAUAUAUAUAUUCAGUUGUGUUAUGUGAUUGCUUUCAUUUCACUGGUUUGUGCUCACAGAGGGUUGUGUUGACCUGUGCACAGUCCAGUUCACAGGCUGCACAGUGAUUGGCAAGGAGUGGAGAUCAUCCAUGUAAGCGUGUGACUGGGGACCUUUUGUAAAUUUGCCUUGUAUACUGUGCCUCUGAUUUGUUUUAUAGUGAAGAAUGCUGGCAAAAUCUCAUAAUGAGAUUAUCUGUGUUGACAAAAUUGGAGACUGAUAUUGUUUUUGCAAAAUUUAAAAAAUUAUUGCAGAAAGCGUCAUGUUUAUAAACUUAUUCAUCUUGGUUGAGACCCUCAGAGCGAUAGUAGAUGAGGAGAAGAUUUUUUUCAUUAACUGUGCUUCUCUUUUGCCUCGGCUCAUGGCAGCAUUAUCUACCUAUGUUAAAAUGCCCAUUUAUGGACCAUAAACACCCAUUGUAGCCAGACACAUUAUGGGAAGGAAACUGGGAGCUUUUGAAAUCUUCUGGCUCAAAAAGUAAGAGAGGAUAUGUGGCAUUGUGCACUCCUUACCCACAUAUGUCAUACAAUAAAUAUGAGGCAUUAACUAUCUAAAUUAGGACAUUAAGGCAGGCUACAAAUGUUUUAAUUGAAAUUCAUCUCAUGUUUGAUUGCAGCAUUAGUCUUUCUGUUGUUUGGCAUCCAGUAUUUAUCUUAUGGUAAUCAAUAAAAAAUAGGAUUUCGUUGACAUCAUGCAAAAAAGGUUCAAAGCAAAAAAAGAUUGUUUUAUUAAGAGAAUUCCCACAAAUAUUGUAUGCUAUAAAAAUCUAGGCAUGUUCUGUCUUAAGGCUUCUUUUCUGUGUUGAAGAAUCUUUGUAAUACAGUUAUAAUACAGUGCUAUUCUGUCAUUUUGUUUAUUUCAAAAUAACAGGAAACAAUUCUGAGCUUUCUAAAAGUUGUCUUGAAAAUGCCAAGCUGUUGAGAACCAGUGUUGUUUGUACUAUGAGCAAAGUACUAAUGUGAACAAUUAAAAGACAUUCUUGAAGAAAGCUGAACUUGUACAACUUUGAGAGCUUACUUUGUGGCAUGGCAUACAUUAAUUGAAUGCUUGAUAAAGUACAAAAAUAAAAUUUAAAAAAGAAGAUGAAAUGACUUCCCAUUGAGAUUGUAGUUCUACCUUGUUUUCCUAAAGCAUCAUUUCUAACCCAUUGUAGUGCGGUGGCCGUUUUUGUCAGGUGUGCAUCACUCAUCAGGAAAGGAGAAACAGUAAGGAAGGGCACAGAAGGGUUCUGAAACAUGCUUGCAUGAUACUCGAGGCUUAUCCAUUCGUGCCUGCAUCAGCAAGGGUACGUCUGUUAGAAAUGCUGUAUAUACAUGAUGGAGGUGGAUGUAGAUUACUCAUUUUAAAAUAAAGUUUCGGGAAAUGCAAUAUCUAUUAAAAAGUCCUUUAUAUGUCUCUGUGUUUCAAAAAGAAAAUCAAGAAGCACAGUGUAAGUGCCUAAGGACCUAUAUUAGGGAGGUUUUCUGUCCUUAGAAUGUCCAGUGGUGGUAGUUAUGAAAGAGGGUGAUUCUUGGCCCUGGGGCAACAUAAGGAACUCAAGGACAAGGGCCUUGUUUCCAAAAUUAUAAAGUGGUUUUACUUCUGGAUCCAUAGUUAUAAAUUGGUAUCAAAUGUGCCGUGGGGUAAAGAAUCAUAAAGUGUUGCCCACAGUGUCUGGACAUAGUUUAAUAACUUCGGAAAAGAGAUGUUUUCCCUUGAAUUCCCCAUUUUGCCCUGGAGAAAGGACAUACUCUCGCUUCACAACUACCAAUCGAGGAGGCUCAAGGUUUUCUUAUCCUACAGGUAAUUAACCAAAGUAAAAAAAAAAAACAAAAACAAAAGAAAAAUCAGGAGAUGGGAAGGUUCUGCCUUCCACAUCCUUUCUCCUGAGAUGGUGAACCACUGCCAGGUCUCUACUGGACAAUAUCCGUUUUUUGUUUGUUUUUUGUUAAUGAUAAUUCUGUUCAUAUGUUAUUCUUUGAGAAACAUGGUUCAUAGAGACAUAUCUUUGCUAAUAAAUUAUACUGAUAAGUGCUGUCUAGAAUGAUUUUCUCUUAGAAACAAGUUGACAUGCCAGAAUAUUGUGAUCAGAUCUUGUAGUCAGUGUUCCUUGCAAUCAUAAGAAGUGACAUUCUUGCUUACAAUGUGAAAGCAAAGGACAAUACUGUAUUAUUUAAAACAACAAAAUUCUUGAAAUCUAUUAACAGCAGAAUGAUUUGUUUGGACACCAGCUUGCAGACCUUCAUUUGUUUCUGAAAUGAGAGAAAGAGAUUAUAUGAAGGACUACCUUCAGUGAUAUAAAGCAAAACUGUUCUCUUUGUGGAAUUGCACAUAUGGGUUGGGAAGGACUGAAGCCGUCCCAGGAAGAAAUAAAAGAUGAUCAAGGCCUUCAUCUACAUGCUGAGAGUCUGAUUAACAGUUUUUCGAUCAGACAUUAACUAGAGGAUGGUAGAAACAGUUAGCUGCCUUUGUCACCUUUACCUUUGCUGAAUUCCUUGAUGCCAGCAUGAAACUUACCUGCUGAUGCAUUUUUAUAACACAGCUUAAAGCAAGCUGAAAGCUAGAAAUGUUCUUGAAGCCGCUAUUAUGGGUGGACUACAAACUGUCUUAUUGUCAAAGGAUUUUGAUGUUAUCACCAUGACAAUACAUAUAAUUAUUGAAGUUUGUUUUUUUCUGCAUGUUUUAUAGAUGUGUAUGUGUUUCACUAGUCUUUCUGUUUCAUAAUGCAUCUGAAAAUAGGCUACAGCAUUCAUGACAGUUGAUGUAGGCAUAUGAAGUAGAAGUGCUAAAACUUGAAAAUGCAAAACAUUCAGUUUUGUUACAUAUCAGCAGAUGGCCUGCAGCAUUCACAACUGUUGAUGUAAACAUGAAAAAGUGCUUGUUUUGGAAAUGUGAAACAUUCAGAAAGUUGGAUUAUAUGUUUAUGAGUUGAUCAUUCCUACUCAGUUUACUAACUGUGCAAUAUCUGCUGAUUUCUUUUUGUUGGUGCAAAUUUUGAUAUUUGAUGUGUAAAGACCAGUGCAUCUACUUGGUUUAGUUUGCUAAAUAUGUACACAAGUUGUUUCUUCAUUGUCAUAUAACAAAAGGAUUGAAAUUUUACUCAUUGUACACAGGUGUGCAGGCAGAAAAUAGUCCGUGUUCCUUAUUUUCAAGUUUAUUUUAGCAUCCCAAGAAGACUAAUAAACGCUGCAACAGUACAUGAUCAGAUUGCAAGCCCAAUUCUUUACACUGGUAAGAGGUUGAGGCGUGUAGUGCUGUCUGGCAAGACUAGUGUACAUCCUAACCCAGUGAAAACUGGUAAGAUGUGGCCGUAACUCUUUCAUGCCACCAGUCUGGGGAUGUUUUGAUAUGCAACAUCCUCAACUUGGUGAGUAGCAGAGAGAUUUUCUGUUAGUAGCAGCAAACCUUAUUUUGGGAUAAGAGGUGGCAAAAUUUCCUGCAAUACAGAUCUGGCGUCUUGGAUAAAAUGAAAUAUUGCUGGCUUAAUGUUAUCAAAAAGACUGUUUUUACUCAUUUUUCAAUAUUAAUCAUUGCUUCAGAUUUGUGUAUGUGUUUAAAGAUUGAUGCAUUGUUAUGAUCCUGAGAUGUAGUGGCACAUUUGCAGCUGGUUUCAAUGCACAGAAAACUAAACAUGCAUCUUACUCUCCAAAAAUAAUUACCUCCCUUCUCAUCUCAACUAAAUAAUUACCAUAGUGUAUACACUUGAACAUUCUUAUACAAAGUAUUAUUAACGCUAACGCCACAUUUUGAAGGUUAAUUAUGUUUGUUGAUCUUACAGUGGCGUAAGUCCUGUACAAAGUCUGCAUUUAUUUUGCAUGCAACUUUUGCUCAAGUUGAAGAAUAAGUUGCAAAUGUUGACAUAGUUGAAAUCAUUGUUGGCCAGAUUUCAUGCUCAGAAUCUUCCAUCUUAAAUCUGCCUGCCAUGUUAAUUCCUAUCACUCAAGCACUUUGCAAAUUAUUCUCCAUUUGACCACAUUAUCAUGACUACAUAAGAGGAUGGCUCAGACUUCCCAUGGGGAUAAAACCCACAAGAAUUCUGUUGUCUCUAGAACACCUUCUUGCAUGCUUUUUGUUACAGGACAAGGUAGUCCAUUCUCCUACACACCAUAGGUGAGUUUGAUGGUCACCAGUGUUUACUCCUACAAUUACCUAACACAGUCGAAAAAUCUUAUUUGAGUAAGGGGUAUGACAUUCUGAUUUUUAUUAAAGCAAUUUUUAUCCUGAGCUAGUUGGGUCAAGUAGUACUGUUGUUGAAAUACUUUGAUUUCAUGCAUGCUUUUUUGAGAUUAGUGCCAAAGUGUGCUACUAGAUAUCAGGCUGUUAAUUGUAUAGCUGCUUUAUAUGUAACAAUUAGGAAGGCCAGAUCUCAAAAGAGUUUGAAAGAAAGUGCUAUGUACUUUAUUGCAAUCCAUCUUUCAACCUUCAAAAUAUACUACAGGUAUCUUUAUAAUUUAUGUAGUUCUUGUUUGCAAUGACCUCCACCCCCAACCAAAACAUUUUUAUAUAAAUUGAUGUAAUAGUCUUGAUGUGAUCUUAAAUAAGCCAGUUUUCAUGUCUUUCAUCAUCCACAAUUCUGAAGUUUAACUAGAAGACUAUGUAUUGUUUAGCAAAUUAUUUCCAGUUAUUUUGGGGUUUUAGUGGGAAAAGGUACAAAAGACAGAUGUUUUUAACAUGCUACUUGUAAAUCAUGAGAUUUAAUAUUUGGCCUUACUGCCUCCAGAAGUUGUUAGGCCUGGACCAAUGUCAGCUGUUGGCAAUUUUUUUAAAAUAAUAAGUCCUUUCCCUGGCAGUUUAACAGUGAUUCCUGUCUACCUUAUGACUGCUGCAAACUUAAAAUUAUUUCACACUUUAGAUACAUAGCUAAGAUGAACUGUAGCAUGGAGGCCUUUAAAUUGUUGUUUCUACUUUUGAAUAAAAUUGCAGACUGUUGCAUUCUACAGAAUUCUCUGUUCAUACAUGUUUUGCAUUUAGAAUCUUAUAGGAAUUUUUAUACAUGUUUUGCAUAUAGAAUCUUAUAGGAAUUUUUUAAUACAUGAAAUCUUAGGAAAAAUGGGAGUUAAAAAAGAAGUGAAAAUCUAAAUAAAACAAAAAGCAUAGUGGUAUCAAGAACCAAGGUUUAGAGACAUGACCUUGCUGCACUUUUCCACUUAGCUAGCCAGAGAAACAACAUGCAAUCAGGACAGCUUGGUCUCUUCAUUCCAGUCCCCAAGGUACAACAGCUUUUAAUUCCAGAACAGAUUUAAAUAUGGCAUUAUAAAGAAGACAUGCAUGCAUAUCUGGACCUUAAGAGGAAUAUGUAUACUAUUGUACUCAUAAAAUUUGUUUUCGGAUUACAUUCUUUCACAUUGUGCCAUGAAUUCAUUAUUGAAUAAUGUAAAUAAUUUACAACGAUGUGUUAUGGAGUCUUACUUUCAAGACUGGACUACUGUUGCAUUGUGCUCAAUUAAAAGUAGAUUUGGUGUUUAAUCUUGUUUCUAUUGAAAGAUACAAAUAACUAUGAAUAAAAACUGAAACCACAGAAACAUCAAGAAACAAAACUUUAUUCUGACAUUGCUGGAAGAGUAGUAACAUUCACAAGACAAGCUAUAUAAUCAGACCUUAAUCUGUACUUUCUCAUCCUCCCAGGAUUCUGCUUCAAGUUUUACAAAAGGAAAAUGAUUAGUAAAGCUAUACUGAAAACUGAUGGCCAGCACCAAUUGAACAUACCAGAAAACAUGAAAUCACGAACAUCUUACAACAAGCAGCAAAAAGUUAUUUCGCGGGCAUGAGAAAACAUCCUCACAUUAUCUCUUAAAAUAUACUGUCCAGUUUCUGCAGGCAUCAUUUGGUUUGCACAUAUGGCAUAUACAGCAUCCACAGUUAAUUGCUAACAAUAGCGGACUUCUAUUGGGUGCAAUUGAUGCAUACAGGAGAGUGAAGACUUUGAAAAAAAAGGAG
This is a messenger RNA of Pomacea canaliculata, 18692 nucleotides long. Its product is annotated as nuclear hormone receptor HR96-like. The record is from RefSeq and is a predicted model, not a curated record. Gene Ontology annotation, molecular function: nuclear receptor activity; RNA polymerase II cis-regulatory region sequence-specific DNA binding; zinc ion binding. Bases 2773 to 4080 code for a protein of 435 amino acids. NCBI's taxonomy places the organism in Eukaryota, Metazoa, Mollusca, Gastropoda, Architaenioglossa, Ampullariidae. The transcript is spliced from 6 exons. Gene Ontology annotation, biological process: negative regulation of transcription by RNA polymerase II; cell differentiation; positive regulation of transcription by RNA polymerase II.